GUCAAGAAAAGUUGCGAACCGAUCGCAGCACGUCGCCCAUAACUGUGUCACUCGUGGUGUCUUAGGAGCCCAUAAGUUCACAUCAUUGUAUAUGCGCAUGCCCCAUACUAGCACUAAAUAACCAAACCAACGAGCUGCCGUCAACCCCUCGCGCGUCAAUAAACUGCACAUUCCUUGCGUCUUCUUAUUUGCCUGGCUUGCUCAGUGCAACUUUAAGCUCUAUAUUGGCUCAGAAUUAAGAGCCCAGGCUGUCAGGCUUUACUGGUACUGUAGACUGAGUCGUUUCACAAGCCUCGUGCUUGGCGAUCAAGUCCCUUCAUAUUAGGCAAAGAACCGCAGAAAAUGCACGCUGGGUGAGACCGGCAGGCCUUUUGCGGGCCUGCUGAGGCAGGCACGAUGGUCUUCUGCUGCUUCGCACCCCAGGAGCCUGCUUCUCCACCGACAGCAGGUCGCAGCCAGGCAGCAUCUGUGCAGCGCGAACCGGAGCCCACUGUAGCUCAGGAACCCGAGAAGGUCGCGCUUCCGGCUGUGCAGCCAGCCCCAGCCCCGCAAGAACCGGUCCUGCCCCCAGCAGGCCAGACAGAAGAUGCGGGCCGAGCAGGUUCAUUUAGCCGUGGCAGCUUGCCAACGCAACUAUCACAGAUAUUAGCUGGCGUGCCGGCAGCCGGGGUCCGGAGCAACGACCUGUGGACUAACUUGGCGAAAUGUGCGGACAGUCUCGUGGGCUCACUUUCCAUCACAGCAUCCAGCUUCUACAUCUUCACCACUUCACGGCGGUUCUGCAAAGUCAUCCCCAACACGGCCUCGCCCAUGACUGCCGCGUUGCGGAAAAGUGGGUGGGAGCUGUGCCAUGCGGCGGAGACGCCGAGUGCGGCGCAGGUCACAGGCAGCCGCACGCCUUCGUACUUCCAGGUGCCGCGCGCCUCACCGACGGCGCACCCACGGGCCGUGCCGUCCGACUUCCAGCUCCUGCACACGCAAGCUGGUUGCCAGGCGUUCCUCAUACUACCACUGUACCAGGGCCACACGGUGGUUGGCGCGCUGAUGCUGGCGCACACGGAGCCCAUCCCCACGCUGGCCGACCACCGCUGGCUGGCCGCGUACCUGCCGCUGCUAUCGCUCUACCUCACAGAGACGAGCGCGCUUAAGCUGGUCAACUUCACAGAAAAGAUCCAGACGGCGUUCAGCCUGAACCAGCUGGCGUGGAUUGUGAGCAGCGAGCUGGACACGUGGUUUGACUGGUGCCACCCAGACGACACGGAGGCCCGUCUGGUGCUGCUGGCGCCGGACCAAUCCGCGGCCAUGGUGCUCUCGCGCUCGGUGGGCACGCUGCGCGCUUUCGACCCCGUCAACUCCAUAGAUGUGUUGGUGUCAGGCGGCGUGCGCAGCGGCUCCGCCUUUGGCGCCAGCGCCAGCGGCGUGGGCCGCCGGUCGUCCGCCAACAUGGACCCCGACGCGGCGGGCGGGAUACGGCGCGACGCUUCCUUCGCCAGCCGGCAGAUGCUGGGCGGCGGGCUGGCGACCACGGUCACGGGCGGCAAGCCGGUUCCCGACGAGGGCUUGCUGGGCACGCACAUGAGCCUGUCCAACACGCUGACGCGGCGCUGCCUGGCGGAGGGCUCCAAGCUGCUGUUCGUGGCGGACGUGAUGGCGGCGCUCAAGAAGUACGGCGAGCCCUGGAAGGACGUGUUCAUGGAGCAGGCGCGGGUCACCAACCCCACCUGGGUGGUGGCGGCGCCCAUCGCGCACGGCGGGCGGCAUCUGGGCGCCAUCCUGUGGCUGUCCUCCAGCCGCCUCAACCCCAACAUGCUGGCGCAAACCGCCAAGGCCUCGGUGCCGCUGCUGCUACACACCGUGGCCCGGCAGGUGGUGCACCUGAUCCAGCAGGUCAGCAGCGCCGCGGGCGCGGGCAUGGACGACCCCACCGUGUUCUGGAGCCAGCUGCUGGCCUUGCCGCACCUCAACAUGCUCAGCGGCGCCACAGCCACCGGCCUAGCAAACGGCGGCGGAGGCACGGGCCACCUGGACACCGCAGACAUGGCCUCCAGCCUGGGGAACUCCAUGGUGGGAGGCGGCAUGAUGGGUGGACAGGGCCGCGAGCACGGCGGCAGCGGCCACAGCGACGCGCUGACGGGCGGCGGCAUCCUGACGGGCGCGCCCACCGACACCUCCGCCAGCCGCCAGCUGCGCUACACAGUCAUGGUGCGCAGCGACUCGGUGUCCACCUCGGCGCUGGUGCGGGCCUACCAGACCGCCAUCGCGCAGCACCAGCGCGCCUCUGCGGCCAGCAGCGCGGCGGACGUGGGCAGCGCCUAUGAAGAGAUCCAGGUGAUCGCCAAGGCGGGCCAGGGCGCGUUUGGCUCGGUGUACGUGGCGCUGUGGAAGGGGCUGGUGGUGGCGGUCAAGGUGAUGCGGCAGCAGGCCGAGGGCCGCCGAGCCAUGCGCACCGCCUGGGAGCUGGCGGUCACCAAGUCCGUCAGCCACCCCAACAUCGUGAUGGUGUACGCCACCUUUACGGACGUGGUGGUGGUAAAGCUGUCCAAGCGCCUCAUCCGCUUCGUGCCCGCCGCCACCACGCUAGCCGAGCCAGGCAGCACGGGCGGCGGCGCCGCCUCCGCGGAUGGCAGCGGCCAGGCGGGCGCGGGCACCAGUGACGCGGGCGCGCGCUGCCAGGUGAUCAUCAUGGAGUACUGCAACCUGGGCCCGCUGCACCACUACGUCGCCGAGCGCCGCUACGCGCAGCAGCUGGGCAACCAGCAGGCCGAGAAGGAACGGGUGGCGGCGGCAGCAGCAGUAGCCGCACACCGCGCCAGCCGCAGCGGGAAUGCAAGCGCAAACGCGGCGGCCGCUGCUGCCGCAGCGGAAGGGAACCCGGCCAGCGGCGGCGACGUCGCCGCCGCCGCCACCGGGCAGCCCGCGAGCGGUGAGAACGGUGGCGGAGGCAGCGGCACCGCGAACGGCGGCUCGCCGCCGCCAACGGCGCCGGGCGGCGGCCCCUCCAGUGGCCAUGGCGCGGCGGUGGCCGCGGCGGCGCUGGGGCACUCGACCACCAGCGGCAGCGGCUCGGGCUGCCUGCCCGCGGGGGCGGUGACGGGGCCGGUGGAAUUCGGCACCACGCUGGCCACGCUGCUGGAGGUGGCCAGCGCGCUGCAGUACCUGCACUCGCUGGGUUUCAUCCACUGCGACCUGAAGCCGGAGAACGUGCUGCUCAAGGCCAGCCCGGGCGACCCGCGCGGCUUCACCAUCAAGGUGUCGGACUUUGGGCUGUCGGAGCUUCUGACCAGCGACGGCCCACUCAUGGGCGAGCUGGGCGGCACCGUGACCCACAUCGCGCCCGAGAUCGUGACGCACAAGCGCGUCACCAAGGCCGCCGACGCCUACGCCUUCGGCGUGGUCAUGUGGGAGCUGCUCACGGGCAACCGGCUGUACUCGGACCUGUUCACGAGCGGGCGCGAGAAGCGCGUGCGCGACAAGCUCAUCCUUGCCAAGGUGGCGCACGAGGGCCUGCGCCCCGUGUUCCCUGACGCCACGCCGCAUGAGUACGCGCACCUGGCGCGGCGCUGCUGGACCGCCGACCCGACCAUGCGGCCCACCUUCACCGAAAUCCUGCAGGAGCUGGAACACAUCCAGCGCCGCUACUGCAAGGCGGUGUCGUCGCUGCCCGGCCUGGAGAACAUCAUGGCGGCUGGAGGCGGCGGCAGCGCGGCGGCGGCGCAGGCAGCGGCCCAGGCGCAGGCGCAGCAGCAGCAUCAGAUGGCAACGCAGGCAGCGGCUCUGGCGGCAGCGGGCGGGGCGUCGCAGGGGCUGGGUGGGGUGACAGGACCCACGUCUGUAGGCGCGCCAUCUCCGGGCGGGGCUGGCGGCAACGGCAGCAGCGCGGGCGUGCCGGCAGGCGCGAACGCGGCCAAUGGCAGCACCGCGCCGCUGCCGCAGCAGCGGGGCCCCAGCGCGCAUGCGUCCGGGGUGCGCGCCACUGCGGACGUGGCCAUGGCCGUGUCCCCCUUGCCGCGCGGCGCGCCGGGAGGCCAGGUGGCGCCGGGCGCUGGUGCGGGCGCAGCGGCCGGCCACAACAGCGGCGGCCACGCCGCGGCCGUGGCGACGGCGGCGGCGCGUGUGGAUGGCGUCAACAGCGGGAACAGCGGCAACGGCACGUCAGGGCCUCAGUACGGCGGCGGGAGCAGCGGCGGCGCGGCGGGGGCGAGCGGGGCAAGCGGCGGCGGCGGCGGCGUGCCGCAGGGCGGUAUGCGUGCCGGAAGCGCGCACGGCCCGCUGCACCCGUCGCCUCUGCGGCAGGUGUCCACUGCGCGCAUGGCGGGCGAGCCUGGCAAGGGAGGCAGCAACGGAGGCGUCGCCGCGGACACAGGGAACGCAGCAGCCCCUGCCAUGUAAAGGGGCAGGGUGGCGCGCACGCAGGAGCUCGGUAAGGACUGAUGAAAACUCAUGUGCGAGCAUGGAACGUACGCAAAUACUAAGUGCUGGCUUGUUAACGUGUUUUCGUGUCAUUCGUCGGCAAAAAUCCAUGCCUUGCAUUCUCAUAAUCAGGCGCGAGGUCGUAAAAGGCGGCCAUUCUAUGCGUUGGACAGUGACCUGCACACGAUGGUGGCUGUGGGGGCAAGGGUGAAACGCAGUGGGUGCAAGUGAGUCUAAACCUGAUGUGGUAUGCCUUCCGUCGAGUCAUUAUCGCGUGCGGCCGAGGGCGCUGAAUUAUCAUUAGACUGCUGUGGGGUGUGGGGAGUACCUGACUCUGGACGGUAAUUCAGGUUCAACGCAUCACGGGUAUAAAAUUGCUAAAGCGCGCCCUGUGCUGGCUGUAGUACGAGCACUUAUUAAAUGAUGUAACCGCGGCUCAGUUGGUAAUUACGUGCGUGCGCAUGGACUGAUCGGCGCGCAGAAGGAUUAAUUGAAAGCGGGUGGAACAGCGGUGACAGACGGCAAAGGAGGUGCAAGGCAGAACGGAGAUUCUUACGUGGGCUUGGCGGCCAUCUGAUACCGCCAUGCGGUUUGUGUGCACAGUGUUAGUAGUGAAUUUGAGUUGCAGCAGGUACAUGCGGUUUUUAGCCGUUGAUACGCACAAUUUCAGGAAGAGAGAGCGCACACAAACGACGAUGGGGUUUCGGGAUGGCAGGGCCAAGGCCGGCUGUGAGCUCAUGAGCUGGCAUGUCUUGUGUGCCGCGCGCGAGGCGUUAAGGUGACACUUUCAUCCGUUGAUUUCGCAAUUCAGGAUAUUAUAGGUACAGCUGUUUGGCCUUGGGAGCAGGAAUGAGAGCCGAGAUGCCUGCAAGGGUUUGUGAAUGCGGGUGGCAGCGAUGUCAUGCGGUGCCCGGCAUACCACAAGUGAAACCAUAUUUUGACUGGCGGGCUAGGGAGGAGGGCAUCGGCGGGCAGCAAGGAAUGAUGGCUACCUGGGGGCUCAGCUUUGUUCGGUCGCCUACAAGGCCUCUGAUGCAUGGGAAGUGCGCGGGCGAGGGCGGCAUGGAGGCCACGUGCGCGGGUCGUGCGUCCUGCACCGCGCGAUGCUGCGCCAGAAGCGCCGCGGCAUGGAUGGACGGGCGGCGGAUGUGCCCUGAUGUGCACCCCCGCUGCCCGCCUACCACGAACCAGGGGCAUUGGGGCUGCGCACGGUGAACAAUAACACUGGCUAAGGAGAGGAUGACGGGCGAACGUGUAACUCCUGGGCAGC
Chlamydomonas reinhardtii is the source of this 5680-nucleotide messenger RNA. RefSeq lists its product as uncharacterized. The transcript has 20 exons. Bases 397 to 4389 code for a protein of 1330 amino acids. NCBI's taxonomy places the organism in Eukaryota, Viridiplantae, Chlorophyta, Chlorophyceae, Chlamydomonadales, Chlamydomonadaceae. Gene Ontology annotation, biological process: protein phosphorylation. Gene Ontology annotation, molecular function: ATP binding; protein kinase activity. The record is from RefSeq and is a predicted model, not a curated record.